Pieris brassicae (large cabbage white) is the source of this 1727-nucleotide messenger RNA. RefSeq names its product transcriptional repressor CTCF-like. NCBI's taxonomy places the organism in Eukaryota, Metazoa, Arthropoda, Insecta, Lepidoptera, Pieridae. The transcript is spliced from 4 exons. Gene Ontology annotation, cellular component: nucleus. Gene Ontology annotation, biological process: regulation of transcription by RNA polymerase II. The coding region runs from base 405 to 1196 and encodes 263 amino acids. Gene Ontology annotation, molecular function: RNA polymerase II transcription regulatory region sequence-specific DNA binding; DNA-binding transcription factor activity, RNA polymerase II-specific. The record is from RefSeq and is a predicted model, not a curated record.
ACUUUUUUACUUGUGAGCUUUAAUUUAUUUUGUUGUAAGUUUUAAGUGGUUUGUUUUCUGUCCAUAUUACGUUGAUUCUGUGAUUAGCGGUUUUUUUAUCUUGAUUAUUAUUCCAAGAAAACAUUAGUCGUACUCGCUUCGGCAGUACAUAUAUAUUAAAAUUGGAACCAAACAUUAGUCAACUGUCAUUAAUAUUAAAAAUCAAAACCGAAAGAAAAGUAAACAAACAAAUAACAAUUAUCAGUUUACCGUUGCAGCUAUUUCCAUAACUACGUAUUAUCAAGAAUUUUUGAUUCAAUUUAAAAUACAGUACGUUUUAAACAAAAAAGACAUAUAUCGAACUGGCUUUAUUUCAAACGUUCAGCUCUUUAAGUUUUGGAAUAUCUAAUGAAUUAGGUAUAACAAUGAGUGACCCACCAGUAUUCAUAGAUGUUUCCACUGGUGUAUAUGAUACAUUAGAUACAAAUAAUGAAAUCAAAAUUAAGGAAGAAGUUAAUCUUGCCAGCCCUAAACCUGAGUUUGAUGACUUACUAACAGUCAAAAGUAAUAAAUUUAAAUGUCCAGAAUGUAACUAUUUAUCUAGAAAACAAGAAUUAGUAGACAGACAUAUAUUAAAGGUGCAUAGAGGAGAAAAUCCAUUUCAGUGUUUCAUGUGUGAUUAUACAACAUCUAAUAAAGGAAAUUUUGCAGAACACAUCCGCAGACAUGAAGGCAAAAAGCCCUUUAAAUGCUCAUACUGUCCUCAUAGAAACGUCUCCAAGAAAAACCUAAAGAAACAUGAAUUAAUACAUCGUCCAGACAAUCCAUUGAAAUGCCCUCAUUGUGACUACAUUUCCAAACAUCAAAGGGAAUUUGGAUCGCACACUAGAAAAUUCCAUUCCACACAAAAUGGUGUUCUGACUUGUGUCAAAUGUCAAACAACGUUUGACGACCAGAACAGCUUGACAGAUCACGUCAAGUCGCAACUGACAUGUGAGAAGUGUACAUUUGUAGCGUGCGAUGCUGGCAUUCUAGAAAAGCAUUUGGUUAAUCAUAGACAGAAAAGGAUUGAGAAAAAGAAAAGUUUAUGGACUUGUAGUAUCUGUAGUUGGUCAUCUUGUAAACAUCCUAAAAUAUUGUUGCAUCUUAUACAUCAUCCUAAUCAAGAAGUGAAUGGUAUUGAUGUAAGUAUUUUGCAGAAACAUGGUAUUAUGUAAUACUGAAAACACUAAUUAAAUAAAUAAGACAUUAUGAAAUGAAACGCCCAUGUAAGUUCUUUAAUACAAAGAGUGCCCUGGUGAAUGUACUGUACAGUGUACUCGGUUGUGAGGAACUUUCAUGGAUCUAGUUAACGCUGCGCCUUCUUGAGUUCUCAUGUCAUUUUCACACGUGUAUAAACGUGUUUAUAAACUGACGAUCGAUGGACCAUAAGGCCCUAUUGGGAAACGAAACAGAGGAAGACCGCUCACGAGAUGGGCGGACGACAUUGCAAAAACGGCUGGCUCGAGCUGGAUGCAAAUCACCCAAAACCGAGAUACUUGUAGUUCCUUGGAGGAGGCCUUUACCUCUGGAAGGGUUCUUGCAAAAUAAUUGGGAAAUAGAUAUUUUAAAAAAUCGGAUAAAAAUAGUAUAAUUUACUUUUCUUAAAAAGUAUAUACUGUUUGCAAGAAAUAAAUAGUUUUUUUUUAUAUUAUAUUCUUUAUAUAACAUAUUUUCAUAAGUAUCUGAUUGUUCUCAUUACAAGUGUG